Molecule: messenger RNA, 864 nt
Organism: Hippocampus zosterae (dwarf seahorse)
Lineage: Eukaryota; Metazoa; Chordata; Actinopteri; Syngnathiformes; Syngnathidae
Gene: bud31
Product: BUD31 homolog
Exons: 4
Coding region: 102-536 (144 amino acids)
Biological process (GO): mRNA splicing, via spliceosome
Cellular component (GO): spliceosomal complex; nucleus
Source: RefSeq, a predicted model, not a curated record
AGGACCCCGGUGAUGACUAAUUCAAGGGCCACGGACGGUUUCGCUAGCCAAACAGGAAAACAUUAGGAGCUUUUGUUCUAAGGUGGACAAACUGUAGAAAAAUGCCAAAAGUUAAGAGAAGUCGUAAGCCACCCCCAGACGGGUGGGAACUCAUUGAACCUACUUUGGAUGAGCUUGAUCAGAAAAUGAGGGAAGCCGAAACGGAACCUCAUGAGGGAAAGAGGAAAGUGGAAGCUCUUUGGCCAAUUUUCAGACUGCACCAUCAGCGCAGUCGAUACAUUUACGACCUCUUCUUCAAAAGAAAAGCCAUCAGCAGGGAGCUGUAUGAGUACUGCAUAAAGGAAGGCUACGCUGACAAGAACCUGAUUGCCAAGUGGAAAAAGCAAGGCUAUGAGAACCUCUGCUGCCUCCGUUGCAUCCAAACGCGAGACACCAACUUUGGGACUAACUGUAUUUGCAGAGUUCCAAAGAGCAAGCUCGAAGUUGGAAGGAUCAUUGAAUGCACCCACUGUGGAUGCAGAGGAUGUUCUGGUUAAGUAUAGGACAUAAAAACCUGCCCAGCCUCCAUCUUUGCUGACAUGGAUCUUACCACCUGCUUCAGAAAUUAUUCCUUACUUUUGUCAGCAUCAUUCCCUGUCAUUCGUAGGCUCAGAAGUACACUGAGUGGGGCCUUCCUGUAUUAAUUACAGCUGUUUUCUGUCUGUUUUACUGUCUGAAAGAUUUAUCUUCAGUACCUCUCAGGAGGACAUUUUGUUGCGGUCUCCUGUUUAAGGUGUGUUUUGUUUCAUUCAUAACGGGGGCUGAGUGUGAUUUAGUUUUUAAAAACUCUUUUGUUGUCAUAAUUUGAAUAAAACAAUUCUGAUU